This is a messenger RNA of Cantharellus anzutake, 755 nucleotides long. RefSeq lists its product as uncharacterized. The coding region runs from base 283 to 573 and encodes 96 amino acids. The record is from RefSeq and is a predicted model, not a curated record. NCBI's taxonomy places the organism in Eukaryota, Fungi, Basidiomycota, Agaricomycetes, Cantharellales, Hydnaceae. The transcript has 2 exons.
CAGCAAAUUUAGCGACAACCCUCUGACGCGGAUAGCCUUGUAAAUUUUCGGCACUUGUUCAUUACAGGGUAAUUGUUGCUUCAUUCCCUAUCUCUAAUACAUAACUUUGAUGGCACCCUUUGCAGAUCAAUGACUCCCGAAGGCUCGCAUUCCCGCUCGUGAUGUCACGGUCAGUCUGGGAUCACCCUGCACCAAUCGUAGGCUCCCUAUCUUUCCUUCAUUGUCCAGGUUUCCUUGCCAUCCUCAGCCCCGAUACGCGAGAGGUUGAAUGAUAAUCCAACCAUGAAAAGUUGCCUGAAAUUAAUCGUUAUUAUGGGAGUCUGCCCAUUACCUGCUAAUUGCUACAUCUUGUCAAUGUUUUCUCGCAAUCCCAAUCGUGAGCAACUAGGGAUGAUUUGUCGAACGCCGUCGAUGAUCACAACGUCAAUGAUCUGCAAUACUGGACUGCCAUGCCGCUUAUUCUUGCCCAAAGAUCUUCAAGUAACGUUAUCUGUGCCGGCCGGAGGAUCUGAAUCUUUCACGCUCGUUAUACUUCCUCCUAACAAUAUUGAUGAGGCAAUUUUGAAAGUGUGAUGGCGGGAGGAACCUGACUUGCGAGACAUGGUUUCGGACUCCAAUGAUCUGCGGGGACGGGUGAAAAGUACCAGAAAUAGAAAGCGUAUUUCUCGUGAGGCACCCUCAACGUCGAUCGGCAAAAGCCACACUUCCAACUCUGGUUAUUUGAAGUGUUCCUCUCGAAGUUCCGUGAUUGAUUU